Messenger RNA from Pterocles gutturalis (yellow-throated sandgrouse), 1594 nucleotides. RefSeq names its product galactose-3-O-sulfotransferase 2-like. Gene Ontology annotation, molecular function: galactosylceramide sulfotransferase activity. NCBI's taxonomy places the organism in Eukaryota, Metazoa, Chordata, Aves, Pterocliformes, Pteroclidae. Gene Ontology annotation, biological process: glycolipid biosynthetic process. Gene Ontology annotation, cellular component: membrane. The record is from RefSeq and is a predicted model, not a curated record.
GAAGUUGAAAGCGAUAUACAGGUGCCAGCCAGGUCGGCUCUGGGUCUUCUUCAGCCUCCUCAUCCUCCUCUUGGUCAUGCUUCAAGUUGUGGAGAAGCUGCAGCCUCCCAGAAACUGCCGGUGCGAGCUGGAGCGUGCCCUGGAGCAGACCACAGACCAUGGCCAGAAGAGGCUGGGCUAUGCCCUCCAGACCCCUGAACUGCUGUGGGAAGACAAUACCCCACGCUGGCGGAGGAAAGCCAUGCCAAACCCCACUUCCACAGAGAGCACACAGGACAUUUUUCAUGUGCCUCUGGACUUCAGACAGGCAACCCUGCUGGAAAGCAGCCCGGGCAGCCAAGAGGAAUACUGGACCUGGCAGCCCGUGGAGAGCAGCAAGAAGGCAGAGGACUUUCACAGGACAGACCCGGGGAGGGAAUUCUUCCCAAGCUGGACAGAAGUCUCUAUGGCUGACAAAGUGACUCUUGGAGAAGGCCAGCAGGUCAAAAGGGUCUCCUCUCAAGGAGAGACCUGUGAGCCCAAAACUGACAUUGUUUUCCUAAAAGUCCACAAGAGUGCCAGCAGCACUGUCAUGAACGUCCUCUUCCGCUUCGGCGAGACACACAACCUCACCUUUGCCUUCCCCAGCGGGGGUGGCAACCAGCUCUUCUACCCACGCCCCUUCCUGGCAAAGUUUGUGGAGGGCUUCAACCCCGGGAGCCCUCGGCGGUUCAACAUCCUCUGCCACCACAUGCGAUUCCUGCGGCCAGAGGUGCAGAAAGUGGUGCCCAGCUCCGCCAUCUACUUCUCCAUCCUGAGGAACCCUGUGCAGCUCAUGGAGUCCUCCUUCAUGUACUACAAGGGCACAUCGGCUUUCUCCCGCCCCCGCAGCCUGGAGGAGUUCCUCAGCCAGCCCUACCGCUACUACAACCCCGCCAACAGCGACAGCCACUACGCCAGGAACCUCAUGACGUUCGACUUUGGCUUCAAUCCCGAUGGAGAAGUCUCUGUCAAGCGGGUGGAACUCAUGCUGAGGGCCAUCGAGGCGUCCUUUGACUUGCUCCUCAUCUCCGAGUACUUCGACGAGUCAAUGGUGCUGCUGAAGGAGAUGCUGUGCUGGGACCUGGACAGCGUUGUCUCCUUCCCGCUCAACAGCCGGGACAGCAGCACCAAGGCCCCCCUCUCGGACACCAUCGUGGAGAAGAUCAAGGACUGGAACAGGCUGGACUGGGAAAUCUACACCCACUUCAACAGGACCUUCUGGGAAAGGAUCGACCGAGACAUCGGCAGGGAGCGGAUGUGCCGGGAAGUGAAGGCGCUCAAAAAAAAGCGGGGGGCAGAGCUGGCGAGGCCCUGCCUGCAAGGGGUAGGCAGCGUGGCCCCCAAGGACAUCAAGGACUCUUCCCUCCAGCCCCUCCAGCACGGCAACGCGAAGAUCUUGGGCUAUAACCUCAAGCAGGGCUUGGAUCAGGAGACGGAGCGUAUGUGCCGGCGGCUGGUGACCCCGGAGCUGCAGUACAGCAGUGCUCUCUACAAGAAGCAGUUUGCCCAGAAGCCCCCCGAAACCCCCCAGCCCGCUCCCUCUCAGCACAGGCUGGAUGGCACCCAAAACUGA